GCAAAGUUCUCUCUUUUUUCAAGAUAAAUGCAUUCGUUUUGGUUUGUUAAAAGAUGUUGCCUUUUAAGAGCUUGUCAGUGGUAAAUAAAAGGCAUUUAGUAAAUAUCCCAUGUAACUCAGUGUGACUGGAGACCAAACAGAGCUCUGUUCACAGCCACACAAAGACUCCACUAUGUCUCUACUGUGGAGAUUUCAUGUGUUGUCUUCUCAGUAUGCUGGCCAAAGCCUCAUCAAGCCAGUGUUCUGAGCUCAGUGUGUAUAUGUGUGAGUGAGUGUAUACAGGUGUUCACUCUUUUCUCAUUAAAUGUUAUAAGUAAGCAUCGGGUAAACCAUCAGGCAUACUAAAAAGGACAGACCUUCUGACACAGAAGACAGGAUACAGACCUCCAGCAGUAUCCUUCAUAAUGAGGUGAUACGUACUGAUGGGUGGAGCAGCAGCACAAUAGGACACCUUUGUGUUUGUUCUCACUAGAGGUGUAGCUGUAACCGGUCCCUACUGCCUCCAUUAACUGGCUGAGGUCUGUCACCACAGGAUUAUGGAUGAAUGAAGCAGCUCAUAGAGGUAGUCACAGAAUUGUGUUUUGACUGAUGGCACUGCCUUGGGAAUAAAGCUUAUUUUGUUAAACAAACAAAUGUCAUUCUAAUUUUUGUAAUAGCCUCCCUCACCAUAACUCAUGCAUGUGAAAUAAACACUCUAAUCCAGUCUGGCUGUUUCCAUCCAAUUUGACACCAGCCAUUUGACUUUGCACUGGGAGCAUUUAGCUCUGUAGGGACUAGCGAGCUAUUUGGGAAGAGGGUUGACAGCUAACCAACUGGCCAUGAGGAGCCAUGCCCCGUGAAAGGGACCAAGGGCCUUGUGUGUGAGAUAGAUCGGCAGCCAUGCAGAAUGGAGCAGGCAGCCAUUAGACCCAUUUUUGGAGGGGGGCGUCAGCGGCUCUUGACGAGACACAUUUGAUAUUCAUGUUUUAUGGAGAGCGCUGAUGAAUAAUUGAGUAUUUCUUUCCACCCCGCAGGGCCUCUGUUUUGGCAGUGCACAAAGCAAUGCGGAGCAAAUAAAGAUCGUGGUGACACUGAAACUCGAGAAUUUAGAUAAUGGGCUGUGUGCAAUGCAAGGAUAAAGAAGCAACCAAACUGACGGAGGACCGUGACACUAGCAUCUCGCAGAAUGCCGGCUACCGCUAUGGGGCCGACCCCACACCCCAGCACUACCCCACCGGCUUCGGCGUCACCGCCAUCCCCAAUUACAACAACUUCCAUGCGCCCGGCAGCCAAAGCAUGACCGUCUUUGGAGGGGUGAACUCCUCCUCACACACGGGGACCCUGCGUUCUCGUGGGGGGACAGGCGUCACUCUCUUUGUGGCGCUGUACGACUAUGAGGCUCGCACCGAGGAUGACCUGAGCUUCAGGAAAGGAGAGAAAUUCCAGAUCAUCAACAGCACGGAAGGGGACUGGUGGGACGCGCGCUCUCUCACUACGGGCGGAACCGGCUACAUUCCCAGUAAUUACGUGGCCCCGGUGGACUCCAUCCAAGCCGAAGACUGGUACUUUGGCAAACUGGGCCGGAAAGACGCCGAGAGGCAGCUGCUGUCAGUUGGAAACCCCCGAGGCACCUAUCUCAUCCGAGAGAGUGAAACGACCAAAGGGGCCUUCUCCCUGUCCAUACGGGACUGGGACGACGUCAAAGGAGACCACGUGAAGCAUUACAAGAUCCGCAAGCUGGACAGUGGCGGCUACUACAUCACCACCCGCGCUCAGUUUGAGACGCUGCAGCAGCUGGUGCAGCACUACUCAGAGCGGGCAGCGGGGCUGUGCUGUCGCUUGGUGGUGCCAUGCCACAAAGGAAUGCCCCGCCUCACGGACCUGUCCGUCAAAACCAAAGACGUGUGGGAGAUUCCGCGGGAGUCGCUCCAGCUCAUCAAGCGUCUGGGGAAUGGGCAGUUUGGGGAGGUCUGGAUGGGCACGUGGAACGGCACCACUAAGGUGGCGGUGAAGACCCUGAAGCCGGGCACCAUGUCCCCCGAGUCCUUCCUGGAGGAGGCCCAGAUCAUGAAGAAGCUGCGGCACGACAAGCUGGUGCAGCUCUACGCCGUGGUGUCCGAGGAGCCCAUCUACAUCGUCACGGAGUACAUGGGCCAAGGAAGCCUGCUGGAGUUCUUGAAGGAUGGAGAGGGACGGGGGCUGAAGCUGCCAAACCUGGUCGACAUGGCCGCUCAGGUGGCUGGAGGUAUGGCCUACAUCGAGAGGAUGAACUACAUCCACAGAGACCUGCGCUCGGCCAACAUCCUGGUCGGGGACAACAUGGUGUGCAAGAUCGCUGACUUUGGCCUGGCCCGGCUGAUCGAAGACAAUGAGUACACGGCGAGGCAAGGUGCCAAGUUCCCCAUAAAGUGGACAGCCCCAGAGGCCGCUCUGUAUGGGAAGUUCACCAUCAAGUCAGACGUCUGGUCAUUCGGCAUCCUGCUCACUGAGCUGGUGACCAAAGGACGAGUGCCCUACCCAGGCAUGAACAACCGUGAGGUCCUGGAGCAGGUGGAGCGUGGCUACAGGAUGCCGUGUCCCCAGGACUGCCCCAUCUCUCUGCACGAGCUCAUGCUCCAGUGCUGGAAGAAGGACCCCGAGGAGAGGCCCACCUUCGAGUACCUGCAGGCCUUCCUGGAGGACUACUUCACCGCCACCGAGCCACAGUACCAGCCUGGAGACAACCUCUAAACAGAGCAGCGCUCCCCGCGACCGCAGCAGGCCCACCCGCCUAGGGGACAGGACCCGGGAGGAGGAGGCUGGACUACCAAUCGCCCCAGAACAAUCCCACACCCCUCUCCUCCAACCUGUCAUGCCUGUAGGGACAUGUGUACAGAUUCAGCAGUCCUCCAAACCGCCUCUCCAAUCCAAACUCUCAGCGGUCAGAAUACAGACACACUCACCUGGACACACACACACACACACACACACACACACACAGUCACACUCUAGGUGAAGGACUAUGGACCUGAGAACGCAGGAUGGAUUUUUCAUUUGGCCAUAAGACUGGGGAAGGUGGAGGAUGAGGAUGGGGGUGGGGGAGGGAGGGGAGGGGUGGGGUGGGGUGGACUGGCAAGGCUGUUGGAAUUGGGAGGAUGCAAUGCAAUGCCUGUAUGGAGUGUAAAUAUGAACUGAUUGUUUGCUUAACCUCCGACGUUUUUGUUUUGUUUCGAUUGGCCUGUUUUUAGUUAUUUUAUUGUUUUUGGGUUUCGUUCACCGCCAUGUUCUCUCUGUCAUAAAUCAUUUGUCUCCUGCAAAAUAAUAGUUAUAAUCAUAAUAAAUGAAGUCAUUAAGAUUAAUCAAAAUAACUCAUACAAAAAGCACUGGAGAUAAACAAAAUACUCUGGGUGUUGACCGCACAUAGAAAAACUUAAAAAGCUCUUAUUUCCCUGACUUUUUUGUUUGCUUAACCUCCUACGUUUUUUGUUUUUAUAUAAAUUGGAUGGGAAACUGUCCUCAAAUGGUCCUCAAAUUCCUCUUUUUGGACAGCAAAUGAGUACAAUGGAAGUGCAGAUUCUUGCUUGUAAGCUUACUGUCUCAAUCUAAUACUUCCUUUUAAAAAGCGACCAACUCAUUGACGGGCUUGGGGCAAGCAUGAGGAUAAAACAUGUGUUUGUUUGGCACUGCCUCUGAAGAAGCUAGUUUUAGUUAGCCUAACUUUUUCAUCCAUGUAAAAUAUGUGUCCUCUUCAGAUGUAAUAGUUGUUAGGCUAAUGCUGUAACAGAGUUAUUUUACAAGUAAUUGAUGUUACAUUUUUGUAAUUACAGCCAAACAUGUAAUAAUUAAACUUUUGAACAUAUCUCUUUGCGCUUACAUUACAAGGUGUGAAAAUUUAAAUAAGAAAGUGGCCCAAAAAGACAGAAAUCUCUUUCCAAUACAAGUAUUAAGUGUCAACCAGAGAGACAUGUUUAUUUAAGACGAGAUAGACAUGUCCACAUUUAUUUGACCUUGUAUGCAGAGUAACAUAUAACAGCCAUUCCGUGGGGUCUCAUGUGUCUUGCUCCCUGGGUGUGACGAGUAGUGCUGUGAAGAGAGGUCACUGUUGUCCUCUCUCUCUCUCUCUCUCCCUCUCUCUCUCUCUCUCUCUCUCUCUCCCUCUCUCUCUCUGUGGGGGCAAGAUGUAAGUGGGUAGGUAGGGGAUGGGGGUGAUGAAAGACCCCUUUGCCCUCCCCCAUGUCCCCCCAUGUCCCCUUCAUGUGCACCUCAAUAAUCACUAAUCACUCUGGGCCUGUAUGCACAGCACUUCCAGAACCUUCUGCCAAUCAUGUCUGAACCACGUCCUCGUAGGGACUUUUAUUUUUUUGUCAUUGUUAUAGAUUCUUUUACUGACCUGGAUGUUAUUCAGUCUUAAUUCCUCGUUGUCAUGAUAUAUUUUAUUUAACCAAUAGAAAGAUAAUACGUUGGUUGAGAGUGGUGCAGCAACCAUACAUGUCACAUGUGACCUGGUCUGAGGACAGUUACAAAUCAGGAUAUGUUUCUUAAAAGACAUUUUGUUUUUUCAGUUUUACAUUUUGGUUAUGAAAGAAAUGUCAGUAUUCUUCCUUGUUUCAUUUUCUCCAUUCCCAUUUUUUAACAUGACCAUUUUGGUUAACUCAUUGAUUUGCCAUUUGACAAUAAAAAACAAUAAGCAUUUUA
Messenger RNA from Clupea harengus (Atlantic herring), 4653 nucleotides. It is a transcript of the gene fynb, whose product is annotated as FYN proto-oncogene, Src family tyrosine kinase b. Gene Ontology annotation, molecular function: protein tyrosine kinase activity; protein binding; ATP binding. The transcript is spliced from 12 exons. Lineage: Eukaryota; Metazoa; Chordata; Actinopteri; Clupeiformes; Clupeidae. The record is from RefSeq and is a predicted model, not a curated record. Bases 1093 to 2709 code for a protein of 538 amino acids. Gene Ontology annotation, biological process: protein phosphorylation.